AUGGCAGCUUGGAAUGCCUUGACCAUGUUUUCGAGCUUACAUGAGUACGAAGACGACGGAGCACGCCGCCUGGCCGCUGAGGAUGCCAAAAGACCUGGUACAUCUGGAGAGAACGAGAACCAGAGGCUUCUACGCAACGGGAAAGUUCUUACAGAAACUCAGGAACGUGAAGACGAUGAACCUCUGAAGAAGAGUCCCGCAGAGACUUCGGACGUGGGUAAAUGCAGGCGGCCAAGGUCUCAGCGAAAGUUAGUACUCAAGUUGAGAAACUGUGCACAAACGUCCAACAACGAGGAUACUUUUCAGAGCCUCGAAAUACCAGAACAAGGCACUUCUAAAGUCCCCGUGGCCGAGGCUAUUGCUCAUAAGAGUGUGAUUCUGCUCUCGUCUCUGCUGUUCGUCAAGUUUAUCCUCUUCCGAGCUGCUGCUGCUGUGAUAAGGCAUGCGAGCACGCUUGGCUGCUUUCCCCUUCUUCCAUAUGUAUCCCUGUUUGUCGUCAGACGAAACAGCUUCAGUGGGAUUCUCGUCCGCGAUAAAACCAUCUGUUUCUGGAUGACUGUCAUUGAGUCCUUACAGAAUGGAGAAGCUCCAGAUGGUGACAAUGACCCUGAUUACCACGAAGAGGUUUCACCAGGCAGUAACAGUGAGUCGCUGGAGGAUGCUUACAAGCCCGAGGAAGAGCAGGCAAGUGAGGACCUGGACGUGGACGAUAUACAAAUGAAGCGCAAUAUGAACAAGGCCGUCUACUCAAGGAGAAGGCCUCGCAAAGUUGCGACUAAGACCGAGUGUUAUGAGGCCGACGAGCACGCUUCAGGUGGCCGCAGGAGAAGUACACGGCUGGCGCAGGGUCGCGUGGUUAGUCUCUCCAACAGCAGGUCCACAAGAAGCAGGAGAAACGUCGGCCGUCCCUCACACUGGGAAGCUAGCUCGUCUUACGACGACUCGGACUGGGAUAGAAGCAGCGACGACGAUGGACGCCGAAAGCCCGAAAGAAGAACUUCGAGCAGACUUAAAGUGAAGCUGCAGAAGAACGUUGGGUCGAGGUACAAGGAUUUCCACGUGAGGAGAAACCUGAGCACGGUGCAUCGGAGUCCGAGCAACGUGUCCUGGUUACUCUUGACAGAGGUGGAGCGGACGCGCUACAUCCCACAGUAUGGUGAUGAGGUGGUGUACUUCCGACAGGGACAUCAAGACUACUUAGACAACAAGCGGCUCGACGACGAUGGUCCCUGGAGAAGCGUGAAAAGGGAACUGCAAGUGGUCGAGUUCUGCGAGAUCACUGGACUGGAGUACAUCAUUCUCGAAGUGUCGGGGAACACUUGUUGCCGGCUGACUCUUGAGUUUAUGGACGGGUACAGGAUUCGCGGCAGCAGCUUCAGCGUCGACUUGCCGGAGCUGACAGACUUCGCCGACUUUAUAGUGGAGAGAAGCCGCUACGAGGCCUCCAUGGCCAGGAAGUGGUCCAGUCGGGACAAGUGCCAAGUGUGGUGGAGGUCGGACGAGGAAGAAGGUGGUCGCUGGUGGGAAGGGACGAUAACUCAGGUGAAGGGAAAGUCGCCCGAGUUUCCAAACAGCCCCAGGGACAGCAUCAGUGUGCUGUACAAGGACGAGCCAUCGACGACGAACCACUGCCCCUGGGAGCUUCACGACGUUGAGAAUCCUUUAACUUGGGAGUCGCCACAGAUCGAGCAGGACAAGGUGCGUGAGCUGCUCGACAUCGUGGACGAGGUGCUCCACUCGAACCAAUCCAAGGACGAGUAUGGCUUGUGGAGGUUGCAGCAGGCCGUGAGCAAGCCGGAUUUUCUUGACAGGAUUGCGCUGCCAAUCUCCAUGGACGUGAUUCGCGAGCGGCUGGAGAACAACUAUUAUCGUAGCGUAGCGUGA
This is a messenger RNA of Selaginella moellendorffii, 1884 nucleotides long. RefSeq names its product bromodomain and WD repeat-containing protein 1-like. Gene Ontology annotation, molecular function: protein binding. The coding region runs from base 1 to 1884 and encodes 627 amino acids. The record is from RefSeq and is a predicted model, not a curated record. Gene Ontology annotation, biological process: regulation of cell shape; cytoskeleton organization; regulation of transcription by RNA polymerase II. NCBI's taxonomy places the organism in Eukaryota, Viridiplantae, Streptophyta, Lycopodiopsida, Selaginellales, Selaginellaceae. Gene Ontology annotation, cellular component: nucleus. The transcript is spliced from 5 exons.